Messenger RNA from Sebastes umbrosus (honeycomb rockfish), 2308 nucleotides. Its product is annotated as putative monooxygenase p33MONOX. NCBI's taxonomy places the organism in Eukaryota, Metazoa, Chordata, Actinopteri, Perciformes, Sebastidae. Gene Ontology annotation, cellular component: cytoplasm. The transcript has 8 exons. The coding region runs from base 327 to 1316 and encodes 329 amino acids. The record is from RefSeq and is a predicted model, not a curated record.
GUGGAGAGGAAGGCGGAGAGGUUUGUCCUCUGGUUCCGUGUGGACGCCUCAGCGCUCUGUUGACUCAUCUGUGCGCGUCCAAAAGUCAUGGACGAACAAACACAGGAUCUGAUCGGUCAGUCUGUCAAAUCGGCGUCGCUGUGACAAACAAUAAACCACCGGAGGAGCUGUGGAAUAAACUCACCAGGAGAGGAGAGGAGAGGAAGAGAGAGAGGAGAACACUACUGACAGGUUGAGUGUGUGAUGUCAUGUGAUGAAGUAUUCAGGGUUUGGAGCAGAGUGACCUCCACGCUGACCCCCUACAGCCCCUCUGAUCUGGUGUCAAAAUGGCCUCACAACGGGGAGACAUUCCAGCCAUCGAGUCUGACACGUCAAGCGGACUCUUUGGAAUGGGAAUAACUCGUCGCAAUGUCAACUAUGACGACCUCAUGGAUACCGCCAUGCAUUCGCCGCCCCCAGACUUCACCAUCAACAUGCUAUGGAAAAACCCCCUCAUCCCACAGCACAAGUUCAGGAACACUGCAGAGGAAGGCGAGAGUGGUGGGAAGUCGCUGACUUUUGAGGCAGCGCCAGUCAAGUCCCAGGUGCCAGUUGUGAAAGCCAAAGCCACCUCUUUAAUGAGCUCAUUUAUGACCAAGCAGACCCAGGAGAACCUCCAGCAGUUUGAGCACCAGGCUGGGCUCGCCGACGCCAGGUAUUCUCCCCACAAGGGGCUCUCUACUGAGGAGUGCCGCUUUCAGCGACUGGGUGACUGCACAGUGCCAAAGUUGAGAAUGCCAACCGGGGACUUCAAGGAGGACAGGUGUACAUCAUCAGCACAAUCCACCCCAAGUGUCACCCCUUCUGUCACCCCCUCCGUCACCCCCAGCGUCACCCCCUGUGUUACUCCCCACGGAUCACCGGCUCUUAGUCGCAGGAGCUGGUUCCAGCUGAGUCCUGCGCAUUUUCUUGCUACCCCAGAGCUCAAUAGUCCAAACCCCAGCACAAGCAUGGGAGGAAAUGAGGGAGGAGGCGGAGGAGGAGGAGGAGGAACAGAGAAGUGGAGCUUCUUUGGAAGUCGACCGGUGGUACAGAAGUCCCCCACUGACCCAGGCUGUGAAAGCAGCACAGGCUUCUCACUGCAGUCCUACUUUGGCAUGCAGAAGUCCUCUACCAUGGAUAGCACCAACACCCAGGUCAACUUCAAGGUGGACGACCCUGCCAAUUUCAUGCCCCCCAAGAUUGAAUUGUCGGGCAUUGAAGCCAAGCGGGCGCCCACACGGCCGCACAAACUCAAACCUCGGGACAUGAAUGUUUUAACACCUUCGGGCUUCUGAAGCCGGACCGGCUGUGUUGUAACACCUCUGCACCACAUCUGUUGUUUUUCUUUCCUCCGUCUGUUUGCUUAUUUGCUUUCUUGUCUUCCUCUGUUCCCUCCCUGCAAAUCCACCGAGGCUGAGAGGAAGGAGGACCACCUAUAGUAUUAGCUCAGCAGCCCCAGAGACAUCACCGCACUGUUACUCCUCCCCCAGCGGACCUACUCUGAUGGAUCGCUAUCUCCUGUUAUUCCACAUUAUCCCCUUCCUCUCUCUUCCAGCUCAUUGGUCCAAAUAAAACACCACAUGAAAUAUCUUUAUAUGUCAUCCCUAAAGAUAGUAUUGCUUUGUAUUAUUAUUAUUGUUCUGUCCUUGUUCUGACAUGCAUCGCCUCGCCGUCCUCGUCACAUCGUCCAUAACGGCCUGAGAUUGAAGUUGUUGAAAUGUCUCGUCAUUGCCUCUCAUGAAACUGACCAGCUAUUUCAAUUCAUAAUGCUCAGUUGCCUCAUUUGUCUUUUAUUAUGUCAUUUUGAAUAAGAAGAAGUGUAGCUGUGUAGAGCUUUCCUCUGUUAGCAUGCAGAGUUUAGAGUGUGGAUGAAUGAUAUUGUGCCUAAACUUUCAGCAUGUUUGCUUUUGGCAUUUUCGCCAUCUAAAUACAGCUUUUGUUUUUUUAUUAUUAUUAUUAGGAAGAGCAUCUUAUUUUACCUUGUGAGAGAGUAUGACUGAUGACCUGAAGUGAUUUCAACUUAAGUAUUUUCACAUUGUUCUGCUUUAAAUCAACAUUACUCAUUCUGAAUAGUAGUGUGUUGGGGUGCGUCACAUUUUUAUAUUGCAUCACAAUAAUGCUGUAAAAAUGCAAAAGCGUUGAAGUGGUCAUUUGAGUUUUCUGUGUCGUAAUACAAGACUUACUGCUGUUUUUAUUUGAAGAAGUUGAUGAAUUCCAGUAAGUAAUUGCACAAGGGAGAUGAAUUCCCACUUACAUCUGUAAAUAAAUCUGAUAUUAACAAGCAAAA